Saprolegnia diclina VS20 is the source of this 927-nucleotide messenger RNA. RefSeq names its product selenide, water dikinase. Gene Ontology annotation, molecular function: ATP binding; selenide, water dikinase activity. Gene Ontology annotation, cellular component: cytoplasm. The coding region runs from base 1 to 927 and encodes 308 amino acids. The transcript has 7 exons. The record is from RefSeq and is a predicted model, not a curated record. Gene Ontology annotation, biological process: L-selenocysteine biosynthetic process. NCBI's taxonomy places the organism in Eukaryota, Oomycota, Saprolegniomycetes, Saprolegniales, Saprolegniaceae.
AUGGACUCGAGCGUCGUCAAGAUCAAACACCCCAAAUUUGGAGACCUCUACAUGAUUUCCACCACCGAUUUCUUCUACCCGCUAGUCCAAGAUCCCUACGUCCAAGGCCGCAUUGCCUGCGCCAAUGUGCUCUCGGACCUGUACGCGAUGGGCGUCACCGAAGUCGACACGAUGCUCAUGAUUCUCGGCGUCUCGCGCACGAUGACGGACCUCGAGCGCGACGUUGUGACGACGCAGCUCAUCCACGGCUUCAACGACCUUGCGCGCGAAGCUGGCACCAACGUCACGGGCGGCCAAACGGUCAUGAACCCGUGGCCGAUCGUCGGCGGCGUUGCCAUGAGCGUUCGCGCCGAGUCGGAGAUCAUUCGACCGGAAAAUGCCACCACCGGACAAGUCCUCGUGCUCACCAAGCCGCUGGGCACGCAGCUCGCCGUCAACGCAUAUCAGAUGAAGGACCAGCCCGCGCGCUGGUCCAAGGUUGAGAGUUUCUUGACACGGGACAUGGCCGACCGCGCGUUCAGCGUGGCGUCUGAGUCGAUGAGCCGGCUGAACGUGAACGGCGCCAAGCUCAUGCACAAGCACGGCGUGACCUCGGCGACGGACGUCACGGGCUUUGGCAUCCUCGGGCACGCGCAGAACAUGGCGACGUCGCAAAAGGCCGACGUGGACUUCGAGCUGCACACGCUACCGGUCAUCAAGGACAUGCUCGCGGUGAACGAAGCGUUCAAGUGCCAAUGGCGGCUCCAGCUCGGCUUUUCGUCCGAGACGUCGGGCGGUCUCCUCGUCUCGAUCGAUGCCGACCGCGCGCAGGCGUUUAUCGACGACUUGGCUGCCCUCGACAUGCAGCCGGCGUGGGUCGUCGGCCGUGUCGUUCCCGGCACCAAGCAAGCUCGGUUGACGCCGGAUGUGACCUUUGUCGAGAUUUAG